AAAAUCUACACAAAGCAGAAGCAGCAGAAGCCGCCAGCAGCUCAACUCCGCACCAACACCGUCUCCAAUGGCCGACGUCUACACCCCGACCAAGACAAUGGACGGCGCCUUCCUGCCAGCAGUGGGAUCCCCGAACACCUCCAUCGACUCUCCGGCAGUCUACGUACCGACACCACUCACCGCGCCAUCCACAUCGAAGACGACUCCAGUGAAGCCCGAGGAUCAGACAACGCGGCAGAAAUAUGGAGGUACAUGGAAGCUCCGACACUUGGGAAUGAGAUGGAGAUGUGCUCUUCCCACCCGCCGAUUCCCACUUUCCCAGCCCCUAUUUCUAUGUAGCGUAGAUACGACUAUUCACAUUUUAAUGAAUUAUAGAACUCUCCAGAACUUUAGCAAAAUUUUGAAAGGUCUUGGAAAAAUGGGAAAAUGUAAUUUUAAAAGCGGACAAAAACCGAGAUUUAUUAUUAAAAAAAGACUAUGGAUACCCGGGAACUAUGGUCACUCUUAUGGAAGCCUCUUCUCAAUUGUGAAUCCCCAUCACUUUUCAGACUCCCCAAUAAGUUGUUCUCCAUGUUUUUUCUAUGUUUCUGAUUUCUUCUUUUUUUCUAUUUUUUUGUGCGUCCGGAGUUUUUUUGCAGAUGCUCUCAGCUUCAUAUGGAAUAUUCUACAGUGGUUUCGUUUGCAGAGCCGAGCAAAAUGGCGGAGAAGAUAUAUAUGAAAGAUAUAUGAAAUUCCAGAAAAAUCAUCAGAAGUGCACGGGCUGAAAUUUUGGAAAAAUUGCCGCCCGUGGACGUUUUUGAAUGCGGAAAUCGAUAAAUUGAACAUUUUUGAUUGGGAAUUUGAAAGAAAAGUUUGAGUAGAUCAUUUUUGAAGGAUGUCUAGAAUUUUGAAAAUGUCUAGAAUGCUCAGCGAUUGAGAAAAUGUAAAAAAUUAAUAUUUAUGGUCUGAAUUUUUGUAAUAGUCGGAUAGGUUAGGCGUUAUGAAUUCUGAAGAACACUUACUUAUUUUUCGCAAAGAAAUGUGACUUUUCCAAAUUUGUAGUGGCUUAAAACGUUGUAAUCUUGAAAUUUUGAUCUCCCAAAAAUCUGAUUUCUGUACUUACUACUAGUAGAAAUGUUUUAGAGAAAAUUGCUUGCAAAUUGAAAUGUUUCGAGGUUUCCGAUGAAGAGCCGUUUCAGUUGUCAAUUUUUGUAUUAAAUUUUACGACGAUUCUUUUGUUUUUACUCAAAACAUUUUUUAAAAAUCGAUAAAUUGCAAAACUCGGUGAGAUAAUUUUCCUAUUGGUAUCCCCUUGUAGGCCAAAACUUAAAUUCACAAUAAUGAACAAGUACGCUCUAUUUUUGGAAUAAACCGUGGAAUAUGCCUUGUGAGUUAUUGCGCACAAAUUGGAAUUUUUUGGAAAAAAAACGAUGCUACUUUAAAAAAUUGAUAAGGAAAUCAAUAAAAAGAUUGCCGCGAAAAAGUUUGGACUAUAAAAAUUUUUGGAUAAAAAUUCAAAACACGGAAUAAAAGACGCUCAUAAACUCGAAAAAAUGACAAUUUUAUACCUCGACGGAUGUUUCAACACGUGGAAUUUCUAGGUGACGUAAUCUAGCGCUAUUGAUUUUUUUCUUGCAAUUUGAAUGGGAACCCCUUAAAACGCCUCAAAACUUUUACAAAAUUGUUCCCAUUUCCCCGUCUCCCCUGCCCCGUACCCAUACCGUUUCAGAAAGAGCACAUUUCAGUCUUGAUGCCAAGUUUGUUUGAAUACUUUAAUUUUUUUUUUCAAAAUUCCAGAAAAUCUCAAUAAUACCAAUCAAUAUUUUCAGGCUCAGUCUCCUACUCGCCAUCCAACCCAGGAAUCCGGAUUGUGAAGCGAAAACCGAAGCCGGAAGCAGUUGCCGCAGCAGCAGCGGUGCCGACGGCGAUUUAUUCAGGAAAACGACACGCCACAGAUGAUGGAGAGGAUGCGGGACUUGCCGCACUGAAAUUGAAGCCAAACCGUGGAAUUCUCCGUGGUCCAGCUAUCUCCAACCUCAAUCAGCGUGGCACCCGUCGCCUCAUCUUCGCCGACACGCGAGGUCUUCCACUGGUGCAUGUUAAGGAAAUUGAACGUAUUGCAGCAAUCCACUCGAAUGUUGCCGACUAUCGGUGUUCGGAGCGAAAUGAGGCCGCCGCGUUUGGCCAGGAGAUGGAAGUUUUUGAGGAUGUCGAGUGGUCGCUGGUGCCGGUGAAGCGGUCCAAACCGGCGCGCAGUGAAAUGUCAGAGUCGGGCCUACGGGAAGAAAGACGUAUCGAAGAGGAAGGAAUUAUGAGAGGGGCCAUGUUUGGAAUGUGCCAACUCGAGGACAACCCAGCGCUUAACGAGCAGGCAGCUGUCGACCGUGCCAACUACACGCCGACCAUCAUCCCAACCGUCAGUGUUCCAUCGGAGCCCACCACUCUCGCCACUAUCCGCGAUUUGCCACUUCCGGGCCGUCCGCCACGUGUUCGUCCACAAGAUUUGCUGCUUCAGGUCAAGCCGAACCAGGGAUUCCACACGUUGCCACUCUACCAUAGCCAACGCCCGGAGAACCCUCGACGUCCGAUGUACGCACAGCAGCAGCAGCAGCAAUCAGCCCACCAGACGCCGACUCCACACAUCCAGCAAGUGUUCCAGGAAACGGAACCGGUCACCAACUACUACACGGCCACCACCUCUGUCCCGGAGACCCCGGAGCCAGCUCCAGCAGCCCAGCCUGCCAGCAGAUUCGAGCUUCCAUCGAACCUCAAGGAGAUGCUCAACCAGCUCAAGAAGAAGGGGUUCGUCUCGUCGGAUGAGACUCCUUCGCCGACGACUUCAGCUCCACCGCCGGUUGAUCCACUGGCGGCUGCAAUGCAGACUGCUCAGCAGAUGAUGCUCCAGCAGGGGAACACGUAUGCAAGUGAAGAAGUGCCGCAAGAUUAUCCAAUGGAUGGAUAUGUCGCAACAUUUGCAACUCCAGAGAUGAUGGCUCAGGAGCGUCGCCAGGACUCUCGCAACUCGGAAGGAUGGACUCAAUCCGGCUGGAAGAUUCCAGAGCCAUGUGUCUACUUUAUCAGCCGCCCGGGUGGAUGUAAUCGGGGAGAUCAGUGCAGAUUUAUUCAUGACGAGGAGAUGAGACGUCAAAAGAUGGCAGAGCUCCCACCACGCGGUCCAAAUCAUCACCACGACAACUUCCGAGGUGGCCGAGGCCGCGGAUUCCGUGGAGGCUACAACAAUCGCAACAACUACAACAACCACCACGACCGCGACUUUAGAGACAAUGCAGGCGGAAACCGUGGCCGAUUUGGCGACACUGAAGGAUUCCGUGGAGCACGAUAUGCUCGUGGAGGCUUUGCUCCUCGGAACAACUCGAGAUUCGACCAGAAGCCAGCGUACAAUGAUGAUGGCGGUCAUCUAGGAUCCCCAAAUGCACAUGGAUCCCAGUAUCAGGAUCCCGUUCCGACUAAGAGAGCCCGUGUCAGUAGGUUUGAUAGACAGGGAGAAGAUGAUGCUCCAGGCCAGGAUAUGGAUCAACGGCCACCGAGGAGAAAUCGAUUUGACGAGCAGCCACCUCGCCGGACGUUCCGCUCUCGCUUUGAUCAGCAAGCGGAUCACGAUGAGAUGAGCCAAGCUUAGUGGCGGAAGAAAAAAAAAUUAAAUUAAAUUGCAUUUUCCACAUUUCUAGUCACAUUUCUGACCCCCCCCCCCAUUAGUUCUUUUUCCAACCCGUAAUAUAUUGUUUUUUUUUGGGUAUUUUUCUCUUUCCGCUCUCAUUAGUUAUCAUGUAUCAAGCCUUAUCUUGCAGCUGUGAUUUUUGGAAUCCUUCUUUCUGUUUCUUUGUAGAAUAUGUCUCUGGAGAACUUUUUUGAUGUUUGUUUUCAAUAA
Molecule: messenger RNA, 3868 nt
Organism: Caenorhabditis elegans
Lineage: Eukaryota; Metazoa; Nematoda; Chromadorea; Rhabditida; Rhabditidae
Gene: zfp-3
Product: C3H1-type domain-containing protein
Exons: 8
Coding region: 68-718 (216 amino acids)
Biological process (GO): negative regulation of transcription by RNA polymerase II
Molecular function (GO): metal ion binding
Source: RefSeq, marked reviewed